CAUGAGGAGACCAGAGCCAGAGGCAUCAGAACCCCUGGCGUUGUGAGCUACCUGAUGAAGGUGCUGGGAACAGAACUUGGGUCCUCUGGAAGAACAUCGCUCCAGUCCUGACAAGGCUCUUUCUGCCCUCAGUCGCUAAGAGCACUGGUGAAUCCUAAUCAGUGUUGAAAACAAAACUAAAUUACAGAUUUCAAGAGAACCGUGUAAUGUUUCUUAUCUUCCACAAGAGGGCACCAUCUUCAUGUGUGCUAGAAAGACAAUGUGCUCUCUUGUUGCUAUUGAACUACAAGGGAAGAGACAGGAGGAAGCCAGGGGAGACACGUAAGCAAAUGUGAAAACAUCCAGAAACGUGGUGUUGAUCUGUCUCAUGAUAAAUGUGUGAACACAAAUAAGCUCAGAAUCCAACUGAUUAGAGGCUUUAAUGAGUGCACACACGCAUGUGUGUGUGUGUGUGUGUGUGUGUGUGUGUGUGUUCGUAUAACCUCUUGGUCAUUUAGUCUCUGAUAAUUCCUUAUAAUUCGUAUGAAAAAUAACUGAGUUUUAAAGGGGUAAAACAAUCCAUCAUGCUAUGGAUGCUGGAGGCAAUCGUUCAUUUCCUCUCUUAGCCCACAUAGUGAGGGUUUGGCCAAAGAAUAUUUAUCCUAGACCAGAAACCACUGGCACAGCCUAGAGCAUUCAUGUUAGAGAAGAGAUGCCAUGGUUGAUUCCAGUAGCAAUUACUCAUCGGUAGUGAGCUAGGAGUAGGAGCGCGGUCGCAGGGCAUGCUGGGAGAGUAUGCUAUAGAAGAAAACUGGCUCUGAUUUCUAUGGAAAGGUGGAGCCAACUGCCAAAGACAAAAUCAAGUAAUUAGAGUAAGAAGCAGCUAUGCAGUGUAGAAAUGAGAUCGAUCCAACACCAGUAUUAUUUUAGUGGUGACUGCGCAUGGAGUUUCUGAGUGGCAGGGGAGAACGGGAUGGUCCCAUAAAAUUAUUGUGGAGAUGAUAGCUCUAUGAUGGGAGGUAUUUGUGACUGCUCUUUUUUUUUUUUUUUUUGAGGGGAGGAGGAGGGGUUGGAAAGUUUCUGUAAGAUGGAGUGCUCAAUUAAUAUAUGUUGAAUGGAUAGACAGACAAGCAAAAGCCGAACACGAGCCAUCCUAGCAGAGGGCCAGAACAGAACCCUCACCCCGUCUGCAGCCCUGACUCAGCCUUUAAAUAAAAAUAAAAUUUCCCUUCUGCAAAAGGCUUUUGACAUCUUUUCAAACAUUUGUUAUGAAUUCUCUUCCUAAUACUUACCUAUGACUUACUGUCAUUCCCAGGAUAAGUGUGUGCUGGGGUAAAGGAGCUGCCUGGAAUUCUGGGAAAUGAUUGCACAUCGGACCAGGGAAACAUUGGAGCUGAGAUACGAACUCAGCGUUAUAACUUAUAAAAUACUAUUUCCUAUAUCUGCCUGGUGACAGUAAUUAUCCAGGGUACUUGUAAAUAACAGAGACUCCUGGGUCUCACCCCAACCUUUAGAAUCAAAAUGACCAGGAGAAGCCAUGGCAAUGGUGAAUGAGAACAGAGAAUAGAGAGCAGGCAGGUGGGGCAGGGACCCUGAGCCGUAGUUGUAGGAAGGUCCUUGCUGCACGCCAAGAUUAGGGCUCUGGUUCCACAUUCCUUGAGAUCUUUUCUCUUAAGUAAGCAUUUCUGCCUAGAGGCUAAUUGUGGGGGUUAGAAUUGAGCCACAGCAGGCCCUCUGGUGUCUUUAGAGUCAGAUCUUCAUGGAGAAAAUGGAUUAUAUCCAUCCCCUAAUUUCAUCCCGUUUUACAUAUGAUUUUUAGGGUUUUCUCCUCAGAAGGGAGGCUAUUCCAAUAGCCCUGACCUAGGGCUCUUUUGAGACCAUUAAAGCAAAGCUACUGACUCCUGGUGGAAAGGAAUCAAGUUCUAUCUAUCUUUGGCCCCAGGGAGAGUCCUAACAUCCCAAGCUAUAGCAAACACAGGCUGUUGUCAUGUACCCCGCAGAGACCUCCCCUCAGGAAGACUGAUUCCCCUUAAGCUGUGCUAAAAGCACAGGAGAAAUAAGUUCUCCUGUAAUGGGGUAAUGUACUCUUCUUCCCAGAGAGCCAGUGUCCAGCACAGUUGUGGUUUUUGUUUGUGUUUUGUUUUGUUUUUGUUUUCUUCUUUCACUAAUGAGACUAAGACCCCUGAGAGGGGAAUCCCAGUUUCCUUGGUAACAUGUGGUAUCCCAGGGGAAUCUUCAAAAUUUCUAGAAACAGUAAUUUAUAUUUUCAUUCUUUAAAAUUGUAUAUAUCUUCCUGUGUCCCCAGCGAUCUGUGGAAGCCAGAUGUCCCUCCUCUGGAGUUUAGACAGAAUCUUACUAUGUAACCUCAGUUUUUCUAGAGCUGUAGACCAAGUUGGCCUCCAACAUCCAACAAUGCCAGAUCCUUGACAUUCUUGCAAUGUCUCUCAGGUCUGCACCGGAGUUGAGUCAGAUGGAAUGGAAUGGGAUGGAACACUGCAGAGGCCUCACCGUGUGUUCACAUUCUGUUCCUAAGCGGUCCGUGUCAGGAGGAGCAUGGCAACAUGAGUAACGCGGACAUCAUCUGUUCUACAAACCUUAUCAUUCUUUUGGAGGAUGAAACAUUUGCUGAUUUUUUCAACACAUUUCUUUCUCUCCCGGUUUUUGGUCAAACACCAUUUUAUAAUGUUGAGAAAUCACAAUGGAGCUUGUGGCCAGAAGUACCUUAUGACUUGAUUGCCAAGUACAAAGGAUUAUUGACUUGGUUGGAAAAAUACCGGUUACCGUUCUUCUGCAAAACAAACUUGUGCUUCUACUACAUCCUCAGCCAGGAGCUCGUCAGUUUCCUUAAGUCCCCGGAAGGAGGAGCAGUUGUGAGGACAACUCUGGACCUGGAAGCAGAAAUGGUGUCUGUGAACUUCAAGAUGUGAUGAUGAGCUGAAUGUUACCCUGGAGGAAUGAACUUUCCUGGAUAAUUCUCAAAAGGAGCCCCACUGGGAUGUGAUACAGGAAGUCUUUAGAAUUCUGGAUGUUAUUGAAAAAAAAUUACAGGAAGACCAGAAUACCAAAGCCAAGAUGAUGAGAUGGAACAUGGCGGACCAGUGGCUUCUGCAGAAAUGUAUCGCUGGGGUGAGGGGGAUGUGGCGGUUCUGCUCCUACCUCAAGGGCAGUGCAGGUGAAGAAUUGCUGGAUUUCUGGAUCCUUGCUGAGAAGAUUCUGAGCAUAGAUGAGACAGACAAGUAUUUGAAAGACUACUACCUCUCCCUCCUGCUCGUGCUCAAGGCCACCCACCUGCAGGAAGGCUCCAGAGUGGUGACUCUCUGCAACAUGGACAUCAAGUCCCUCUUGAACCUCUCCAUCUGGCAUCCCAACCAGUCUACCACCAGAAGGGAGAUCCUCAGCCACAUGCAGAAAGUGGCUUUGUUCAAAAUCCAGAGCUACUGGCUUCCCAACUUUUACACCCAUGCCAAGAUGACAAUGGCCAACGAGGAAGCAUGCCAUGGUCUGAUGCAGGAAUAUGAGACUCGCCUGUACAGUGUUUGCUGUGCACAUGCAGGAGGGCUCCCUCUAAAUAUGAGCAUCAAGAAAUCCCGCCACUCCCAAAAGAAGUACUCAAGCAAGAAGGCCAAGAAAAAGAUAUGGCAUUUGAAUAAUCCUAUCUUAUGGCCUCUGGAAACAGACGCUAAACCAGAAGUUCCCACUAAGCCCCAAGAAGAACUGAGUCUUCCAGAAAGGGUAGUUUUACAAAAGACUUCCCUGGGAGAAGAUUCUUCAAAGGAGACAAUAAUCCAUUCCCUGUGCAAGGACUUGCAGAACGCCAAGAAACCCAUUGUGAAGAAGAAAUCCAAAAUCCAACUCCACAUGGAGGGCUUCCUUGAGACAGCGUUCACUAAUCACCUGAGAUCUUCCACUCCCAUUAUUAACCAUGCUGCCCCGCUGGUUGUCAAGAAGUCUCUCAAGCGAAGCCUCUCCUUUGGGUACACUCAUUGGGCCCUGUGUGCUGAUGCCUGUGCAGGGAGUCCCUUCCGGUUUCACCUGAAGAAGAUGAAUCUGAAGGUGGAGGUCCAACUCCUGGACCUUUGGCAGGACCUACAGCAUUUCAUCAGUGUUCUCAUGAAUAAUAGACAGAAUGGGAAUGCACUCUUUCGUCACAUGCUUGGUAAUCGAAUCUGUGAGCUCUACCUGAACGAACAGAUCGGGCCACCCUUACCACUCAAACCUCAGACCCUUCAGGGCCUGAAGAAGCUUCUGCCAUCUGGGGAGGUGAACCCCUGGAUUCCCAAAGCCCAGAGGGAGAUCUGCAAGGUGCUCAGCCCCUGGUAUGAUGAAUUCCUGAUGGAAGAGGACUACUGGUUUCUCAUUUUCACAACUCAAACGCGCUUUGCCAAAGCCAGGUGGCAUAAAAGAGAAACCAUCAGCAAAGAAGAACACAUCCUCCUUUACAAAAGACUUCAGGAAUCUCUGGUGCUAAGCCAGGCCUUGGCUAGCAUGCAAGAAAUAGAUUCUAUGCAGUGGCAAAAAGUGGCUACAGAGAACCUGCGGCAGGGCGGGUCUCUCCAAGUAGAGCUGACUACUCCAGUGUUCCUACAAGAUAUAAGUAAAAUGUCCUUUAAGGAUCUCUCCUUUAAGAAUCCAAAGUUGGCCAUAGAAAAAAUGAGUGAAGACUACAAAAUAUACUGUGAAAAGGUACCUCCAACAGCUUUUACAGUGGAAAUUAUCAGGCAACCAAAAUAUUCAUACUCACAAAGAAAAACAUCCUUUGUCAAAAAAUCUGUCGUAAGGAAGCCUUCUAUGAGACCAAGGAACUUAACAGAAGUCCUCCUAAAUAAUGCACACCUCGAGUACUUCAAAGAGUUCCUCAAAGACCGGAAGUCUGAAAGCCCGUUGCAGUUCCUGAUAGCCGUACAGAAGAUCAUGAUGGAGACCAAUGAAAAGACUUAUAAGACAUCUUUGGAAAAUAUAACCAAGACUUAUCUCCACGGAAAGGUCCCUGCCGAGGAAAUACUGCAGUGUGAUGCUCCCUUUAUCAAAGAAAUUGCUAAUGUGCGUCACAUCACCACCACCACGUUGCUGAUGCUCCAGGGUUAUGUCAUGAAAUCUGUGGAAGAAAAAUGGUUUAAGGAAUACCAAGACUUGUUUCCACCACGAUCUGUGGAGUUUGAGUUUGUUGAAGCACAGGCCGUCCCUAGGAAGCCCUCAAAGUCAACAACACACCUACACGACUCCCAGAAAAGGGGAUGGAUAAAAAUGAUCGCCUUCAUCAAGAGUUUUUGCAACUACCGCAGAUUCAUAGCUGAUGCCAACAAUCGCCAAGAGCUGGCAGAUUUCAUCUACCUGGAAAUGUUCAACAACAAAGAGAAUUUCUCUACAUCACCCGCCACAUCUGCACGUCAUACCCCAGUAAACCUUAGUGCCCGGAACGCAGAACAGGAAAAUGGAGACACGGUCCUUGUAAAACGCCGGAUAUUUGGCCACAGAAUUAUCACGAUCAACUUUGCCGUUAACGAUAUGUAUUUAUUUUCUGAAAUGGAGAGAUUUAAUGACCUGGUGAGUUCAGCUCACAUGUUACAGAUCAACAGAGCAUACAAUGAAAAUGACAUCAUCCUGAUGCGGUCUAAACUUAACAUUAUCGUGAAGCUUUACCUGGUUUCUGAUCUUCCUCCAAAGCUGAAGGUGAACAUCUCCGAGUCUCAGAAGGACAUCAUCAUCUCUGCCAUCACAGAAGGCCACUUAGACCGGACCAUCUUCCAUGGGGCUAUCAUGUCCAUCUUCCCUGUCAUUAUGUACUUCUGGAAAAGGUUUUGUAACUGGAAGGCGACACGCUCUUACGUAGAGUACCUUGGGAAGAAGUUUGAAGAUGGAAGAAAUCCUCCCAAGUCUGUAUACAAGUACCCACCAUGGAGUGGAGGUGAGCAUACUGUCUUAAGGUUCAGCUUGCUCAGAGGUGUCGAAUGGUUUCGACCUCAACACCCCCGGGAUGCAGUGCCAAGUUCACUCCAACCAUACCAAAAAUAUCCUACAACAAAAAAGAGAAGAAGUAAUCAAGCCAAGGCCAAGGCAGAUAUGGAUGGCCCUUUAACACUCUCCCAGUACUGAUGGAACCCUUUUGGUCAGAAAUGAAAUGUCCUCGCACCAUGUGGAAAGAUCAAGAAGGAGAAUGGGGCAGCCCAGACAGAGCAAGACCAGACCACAGCGGGGAGUUCAUACAGCCCAUUUAGAUUAAGGAGUGACCAAAAGAGACAGAAGAAAGGCAAGAGAGGCAGAAGGAUCCACCCUCGGAGAAGCCUUUGCGGGUGCACGCAUCGCACAGUGUCAUGAGAAGUAUGAGGACAUCUGUCUCCCACGUCCACUGUUGCUGGAUCCAGAUGUUUCCUCAAGGAGAGGGAUUGGCUUACGUGUACAGGACCUUAGGGUGCCAGAUUUUACCCCUAUACAAUAAUCGGGGCUACAGGUUGUUAGCAAGAAUAAAGAAUAUGCCCUGUAUAGUAUCUUACAUUCUCACUCGUAUGUUGAAGCUAAAGUAGCUGAGCUCACAGUAAAGGGCUAAGAUAUGGAUUACCAGAAGCUGGGAGUCAGGGCAGCUCGAGAUGGUUAGCAGAAGGUACAGGCAUGUAGCUGGUUAGAAAGAAGUUUAAAAUUCUAUAACUCAGUAAAAUGACUAUGGUUGAUAGCAGUACACCACUAAGUAGGAGAAAGGAUUUUGGAUGGUCCCAACAAAGAAGUAAUAAAUAUCUAAGGUCAUGGACAUGACAAUGACCUAAUAUGGAUUGUACAAAUUACAUAUGUGAGUUGAAAUAUCACACUGUGGAACACAAAUACAUAUAAUUAUAAGCAAUUUAGAGGGAAAACGGGACUAAAUAUGUAGUUCAAUGACAGAGUACUUGCUUAAUAUACACAAGGCCCUGUAUUCAAUAUCUAGUAACUUCCUCAUUUUUAAAAAACACAGAACAUCUAGUGUAGCAUUUUGAGGAUUCUACAACCCCUGAGUGGGCCCUGGUAGGACCUGGGAGACCUGGUGAGAGAGGCUUCCAUACUGCCCUAAAGCAUGAGUGUCUUGUCUGCUGGCAUACCACAUGACACAAAGCAGAGGAUCCCAGCAAACUAGUGGGAUCUCGGAAUGGGCCCGGAACUGGGAAGUGGCUGCUUCCCCAGUCUUUACAUUUACAGACAUCCUCUCAUCCUCUCGUCCUCUCGGGUGCUGGCAGCCUGGAACCUCUCUGUUGUGGGUUGCUGUUUGUAUUUUCUGCUCCCUCAAAAGGAGUGCCCGCACUCAGGUGAGGUCAGACGACAUCUUAAUUGGUCAGUUAAGGCUAGAGCCUGUGAUUGGGUAGUGGAAGGGAAAGGUGGAGCUGAAAGUUUUAGAGAGGGGAAGGGAGAGGGAGAAAGAGAGAGACAGAGGAUGGAAGAUGGAAGAAGGAGAAGACGAUGGCGCUGACGUCACGUGGUCUGGAGAAGCCGCAAGUAGCUAGGGAUUACAUAGUUGAGCAAUAGAAUAAUGUAGGGUACGUUUGCCCAAUCUAGGUUGUGCAGCUUGUAUUUAUAUCAAUUGAAUUUUGUGUUCUUUGAGCGUUCAUGGGGGGGGGGGGGUUGGAGAUUUACCGUUAUAAAUCUGGCUGGUAUAUUACAAAUCUCUCAUGUUAUCAUUUUACGGGGCUAAGGUGAUCUGAAUGAGCAGUAGCUGACUUUCUGUAGCCUGGGAAGUGUGAGCUGCUUGGCAGCAAGCUGGCCAUGGGGUUGGUGAGACUGCCAGUGCCAGUGCCUAGCCAGAUUUAGCGUGGAUCGUUUUUUGUUUUGUUUUUGUUUUGUUUUGUUUUGUUUUUAAACUAUAUGCUAUGCUAUCCCCAUAGUGACAAUAAGUUAGUUGGCUACUCCAGAGCUCCUGUCAAUUCCCCAUUGGUCCGAAUGUAUAAUGUAUAAAAAACGCUUGCUGCUGAGCAACACAGUA
Messenger RNA from Mus musculus (house mouse), 7921 nucleotides. RefSeq names its product regulator of G-protein signaling like 1 (gene Rgsl1). The coding region runs from base 3052 to 6072 and encodes 1006 amino acids. NCBI's taxonomy places the organism in Eukaryota, Metazoa, Chordata, Mammalia, Rodentia, Muridae. The transcript has 24 exons. The record is from RefSeq and is a predicted model, not a curated record.